AUGUUUCCACUAGAAGAUCAGAGUGGGAAGAGAGUAGACAUUGAUGACAAUGAGAGCUUAGGAAAAGUGGUUUCUUAUGCUGUUGGAACAUGUGCUUUAACACUAUUUAUUGUUUGGGAAGAUGAUCCGUAUUUGAUGAUUCGGAGUAGUGAUGGUAAUCGUGUGUCACCUUUUGAGGAAAAAGAUACUGCUAAUAGCAAUAGUGAUAAUAAUCGUGAUGAUAAUAGCAAUGGCAUUGACAGCAGUUCAGAUGAAAGUAACGAUAGUAAUGGUGCUUGGGAUAUUGAAGCUCAGAAUGAGGAUGGCAAUGAGUCUGAGAUACAGCUACAAGAGAACGCAAAUAGUGACAGUGACAAUGGUGGUCGUAACACCAUUGAUGAGCGCAAGUAUAAGAAGUUUGAGCUUGGGCGGUGUUACUCAACAAUUCAAUCUUUCAAGAGUGCAGUUACAAAGUAUGCAGUGAAGAAGAAGUAUGACAUAUCUUACUUCAAGACGGAUAGCAAAAGAGUUGUUGCCGUUUGCUGUAGAAGAACGUGUCCUUGGAGGAUUUGUGCAUCGAUUAACAGCACUAGCAGCAGGGUUGUGGUAAGAUCUGUACAAGCUGAGCAUAACUGUACAUGGCAAGGUAAAGUAUAUCUCUGCUUACUAACACACGCAUAG
Messenger RNA from Thlaspi arvense, 660 nucleotides. Lineage: Eukaryota; Viridiplantae; Streptophyta; Magnoliopsida; Brassicales; Brassicaceae. The record is from the annotation of a GenBank genome assembly.